Molecule: messenger RNA, 1419 nt
Organism: Oncorhynchus keta (chum salmon)
Lineage: Eukaryota; Metazoa; Chordata; Actinopteri; Salmoniformes; Salmonidae
Product: gastrula zinc finger protein XlCGF17.1-like
Exons: 1
Cellular component (GO): nucleus
Source: RefSeq, a predicted model, not a curated record
ACUGACUUUGUCGUUCACACAGGAGAGAGACGUGACUAUCGUGGAUCCUCUGGGGAGCCUCAACAACAUCAUGAUGCUGAAGAGGCAGAGAAGAGUCUCUCCACAUCAGAACUCCUCAAGAAACACCAGCAGAGACCCACAGGGAAGAAUCCUCAUUGCUGCUCUCACUGUGGGAAGUGUUGCAAAUCUUUAUCAGAACUUAAAAUACACCAGAGAACACACACUGGAGAGAAACCUUAUAGCUGUGAUCAAUGUGGGAGGAGUUUUACUAUAUCAAGCCAUCUGACUUCACACCAGAGAACACACACAGGAGAGAAACCUUAUAGCUGUGAUCAAUGUGGGAAGUGUUUUACUAUAUCAAGCCAUCUGACUUCACACCAGAGAACACACACAGGAGAGAAACCUUAUAGCUGUGAUCAAUGUGGGAUGAGUUUUGCUGCAUCAAGCAAUCUGACUUCACACCAGAGAACACACACAGGAAAGAAACCUUAUAGCUGUGAUCAAUGUGGGAUGAGUUUUGCUGCAUCAAGCAAUCUGACAAGACACCAGAGAAUACACACAGGAGAGAAACCUUAUAGCUGUGAUCAAUGUGGGAAGUGUUUUACUAUAUUGAGCUCUCUGACUUCACACCAGAGAACACACACAGGAGAGAAACCUUAUAGCUGUGAUCAAUGUGGGAAGUGUUUUACUAUAUUGAGCUCUCUGACUUCACACCAGAGAAUACACACAGGAGAGAAACCUUAUAGCUGUGAUCAAUGUGGGAAGUGUUUUACUAUAUCAAGCUCUCUGACUUCACACCAGAGAACACACACAGGAGAGAAACCUUAUAGCUGUGAUCAAUGUGGGAAGUGUUUUACUAUAUCAAGCCAUCUGACUUCACACCAGAGAACACACACAGGAGAGAAACCUUAUAUCUGUGAUCAAUGUGACAAGAGAUACUCUGAUAAAAGAUCUCUGAUUAAACAUCAGAAAAUACAUGAAGGAGUUGUUUCAUGAUAUCAAUUGUAGUAGGAGUGUUUUAAUGAUGUCACAAUGUAGAAUGUUUUAACAUUGUAGUAGGAGUGUUUUAAUGAUGUCACAAUGUAGAAUGUUUUAACAUUGUAGUAGGAGUAUUUGAAUGAUGUCACAAUGUAGAAUGUUUUAACAUUGUAGUCGGAGUAUUUUAAUGAUGUCACAAUGUAGAAUGCUUUAACAUUGUAGUAGGAUUAUUUGAAUGAUGUUACAAUGUAGAAUGUCUUAACAUUGUAGCAGCACUUCAACAUUCAAAAUGUAGCCAGCGGUUUUCUACAAGUUGAAAAAGCUGCUUGUUUAAAAAAAUACAUGUAAUUGAUCAUUGUUGCAGAUGUUUGUGUAUAAACACACAUGAAAGCAGUACAAUAAAAUGGACUAUAAUCAAUUUUUAUUAACAAUCUGACAUCA